UAAACGAAGAAAAAAGUUAAAAAAAAAAAAAAAAAAAAAAGUCGAAACGGAGGAAAAAUCCGCUGCUGCUGUCCGAGGCGGUCUAAACCGGACCAAGUCGGGCCAAGCUGCGGGAGUGUGUCCCAUGAACUGCACCAGGGUCCUCCACGUCUUGAACCCUCACCCCGGGGGGCCGUCUCCCAUCAUGCCCGUCGACGUGGCUGUGAGGAUCUGCCUGGCCAGCUCGCCUCCUCUGAGCUCCUUCCUCAGGAACUGCAACAAGCGCUCCUCAUCCUCAGCCACUCUCCUGCCGCACUGCCAACCGCUACGACCCUGCCUGACGUCUGCCAUGGCAACCGCGCCAUUAGGGGGCACAGACAGCAGCAGUGGCAGUCCGGCAAGGAUGAGGAGGAAGAAGAGGAAGACUGUGGUUUUCGCUGACUCACAGGGUUUUGCACUCACCACCAUCCACGUCUAUAACGAGUCCGAGGACGAGGGGCUGAGUGAGCUGCUGACCGAGAUCGAGGGUGCCGCCGCAGGACUACACCUGGCAGACAUCAAAGAUUCGGCAGACUGUGGUUCUGGUCUGAUUCUAGACUUCACUCAGCCGGUCGCAGACUAUCUGGACCUGAGGAAUCGUCUCAAAGCCCAGCACGUGUGCCUGGAGACCUGUUCUGUCCAGGAACGCCUGCUCUCAGGUACUGUCCAGGUCCGAAACAUUAGCUUUGAGAAGUCCGUCUGGGUGCGGAUCACCUUCGACUCGUGGCGCUCCUUCCAGGAUGUUCGCUGUCAGUACCUGAACAACGUCUACGGCUGCCCUGACACCGACACCUUCUCAUUCUCCAUCGCAGUGCCAGAGCUCCUCGAACCCUCCAGCAAAGUGGAGUUCUGCAUCUGGUACCAGACUCAGAACCAGACGUUCUGGGACAAUAAUCUCGGGAACAACUACCAACUGGCAGUGGUGGAUCCAAACAGUCGGAGCCGGGCCAUAGAGAGUCCAGCGGGGCUGCUGAUCCAGAGAGACCACAGUGGAGAGAAAAGGGAUGAGAUCCAUUUGGAUUUUGAUCCGUUUGGAAGCCCCCGGACAUCGGCAGGUAUCUUCCCUGAAUGGCAGAGCUGGGGCCACAUAGAGACCACCCCCUACUGGUGAGAACACCACAGGACACGUUUUUAGGUCACGCUCACUGGCUUUUAUGAUAUACAAGAUCCACUCGAGCACUAAAGAGACACUCUCUCCUCCAGAUGUGAUCCAGAUGUUUGUAGGACACACUGUGCACUUCCUCACUUCCUCACUUUACCUCAUAGAAGUUCUCAGAUGGAUGUUUACCUCUGGAUCCAGUCUGUCUCAUGCUGUUUUAUUGCAUGCACCCAAAAACUGAACCUUUAAACCUGGUGGUCCCCACGAAGCCAGCGCUCACCCAGGGCCUCCUUCAAACUUUACCAGCACAGAUAAAAAGUCAGGAGGAACCAGGAGUCAUAAAGGGCUUUGAACCAGCACCCAAAGGAGACUUUAAGGGUCCAUGAGAUGAGCUGAUGGCUUUAGAUUCAUAAGUGCUUUCUCAGAAGCUCCCAAAGAUCCACAAUCAGUUCAGCGCCUUACAGACAUUUCUUCUGGUCUACAGAACUACUUCUUCAUCUUUAGGGUUUCACAAAAGUUGGAUCAUCUUCACAUCAUGAGGCACAGUAGUCUUCAUGAGGCCACAGUGACCGGGUCCUCCUUUGGAGGACUCUGAAACAUCGGCACGGUUCAUGUAAGGGUUCCUGAGGAUGUGGUGCAGGUCCCUCUUUAUGAGUUUAUGUCUCAUGCGUUCUUAUGACUUGAACUAAAUUUGUUUUUGUCCUCAGGAAGCAGCUCUGAGUUAACUCGGUCAAAGAACUCGGUAUCACUGUGAGGAGUGAUGAUGUGCUUAACAGGUCUGUUUAAGGAAAGCGUUUUAACUGUUAUCAAAGACAGGUGUAUUUAUGAGUCACUGCUAGUUGUUAUCAUGAUGAUAAGGUUUAUGAAGUCAGGGCUGUAGGCCACCUGACCUCCUGGUGGUUUACCUGGUAAAUCUGUGGCUGAUCUCCUGUCAGACUUGGACUUGUUGUCUCUUAUCGGAGACUUGAUUUGGACUUGUCGCAGUCGCUCAUGGCUGUGUCAACUUAGACUCGUAGUUAUGUCGGUGAGUUCAGACUAACCUGAUAUCUCGCAGUCUGAGUUUGGACUUGUUUUGGUGCAGAAAUGUUGCAAUAAUCUGACCUUUGACCUGUGACUCGGACCCUGCAGGGACUUGGACUUGUGUUGCACUCCUGGACCGGCUUCAGACAGAGCUGUGCCUUCAUGUCUCGUGUUGAUCCUGAGUCCCUGAAGCUGUUUCACAAGAUGUUCUUGAGUGUCUGUGAUGUUCAGACUUUAACUCUGCAGUUAGCUUGAGAAGCUAAUCCUCAGGCUAAAGUCUCAUGACCUCAUGCACUUUUUCACGUUAAUGAGGUUUAAACAAUCAGGUGAAGGUCAGCCUAGAGUCUGAAUGACACAAACGUCUCUGAUGGGUCGAUGUUAGCGCUGUGGCUCAUCUGUUACUGGGCAGAUUUCAGCCAUGUGUUUUUCCUCUUAUAGAUUUAGCAUUAAAAGGUCAAAGGUCAGGAAAACCUUGUCACAUUUAGUUGUUAGUUUUACUCUGACCCACUGCAGUGGGCGGAGCCACGUGAACCUUCACUUCCUUUUUGCUCCUGAAGCCUUUACUGAACACUCCAGUGCUCUUACCUGUGUGUGUGUGUGUGUGUGUGUGUCUGUGUCUGUGUGUGUGUGUGUGUGUGUGUGUGUGUGUGUGUGUGUGUGCGCAUGUGUGCGUGCAAGCACGCGUGUGUGUAUGCACGUGUGUGUCUGUUGCAUGCCAUGUGACAGGAAGUUGGAGGGAAAUGUGUUUAAAGUGAAUGUGGAUGAUGAUGUCAACACUGGGACCUGAAAUGUUUCCUGAAGGCCCCGUGCUGUGUUCAGGUGCCAUCAGUCUUGAAGCUUGGAGCUUUCGCAACUGCCUCGGGGGGGGGCAGAGAAGAGUUCUGAUGGCCCCUGAACACAGCACGCCGUCCUCAGCUAUGGUAUUUAACUUGGUUAGCUCGUGAGCUAACUGGCUGCUGACCUGUAGUGAGGCUGUGAUGUGAUGUGCAGUGCAACAAUGAUGUCACAAUGUACUGCUUAACCAGGAAGUGAUGUAAGCAGGGAGUGUUUGUCUGUUCCUAUUUGUGUAUCCUUUCAUAAUAAAAGUGUUACAUUUGUAAA
Molecule: messenger RNA, 3238 nt
Organism: Archocentrus centrarchus (flier cichlid)
Lineage: Eukaryota; Metazoa; Chordata; Actinopteri; Cichliformes; Cichlidae
Product: protein phosphatase 1 regulatory subunit 3C-B-like
Exons: 3
Coding region: 125-1129 (334 amino acids)
Biological process (GO): regulation of glycogen biosynthetic process
Cellular component (GO): protein phosphatase type 1 complex
Molecular function (GO): glycogen binding; protein phosphatase 1 binding
Source: RefSeq, a predicted model, not a curated record